UGCACAGUUAUAUUUCACACAAUAUUCAAAAACUCUUUUUCCCUAAAACCUCUACCUCUUGCCUUUAAAGGGUUCCACAUUUGCUGCGAGGUUUUGUGUAAUUGUGUCGUCGUACUCUCAACAUGUCUUUGGAAGAAGAAGAAAAUGCAGCCGAACUCAAAAUUGGCGACGAGUUUUUGAAGGCCAAGUGUCUAAUGAACUCUGAAGUUUCUUUGAUUCUUGAACACAAGUAUGAGCAGAUUCAGCAGAUGUCUGAUGAUCCGAGCAAUCAAGUUUCCCAAGUGUUUGAGAAGUCACUGCAGUAUGUGAAGCGUUUCAGCCGGUACAAGAAUCCUGAUGCUGUUAGACAAGUUCGAGAAAUCCUUAGCAGAUAUCAGCUUGCUGAAUUCGAGCUCUGCGUCCUGGGGAAUCUUUGUCCAGAAACCGUUGAGGAAGCUAUUGCCAUGGUCCCAUCUAUAAAGAAUAGAGGUCGCACGCUUGAUGAGGAGGCAAUCGAGAAAAUGCUGAAUGAUCUCUCCCUGAUAAAGAAGUUUGAGUAGUGUCAUUUUGAUUUAUAUCUGCAUUUCAGGUCUGUAAAUAUUUCUGCGAAUUGUGCAAGUACUGCUACCAAGUCUCCAGGACUCAAUGUUGUUGGAAAAAUAUAACUACCGAAGAAAGAGAAGAUUAUGUGGUCUA
This is a messenger RNA of Nicotiana attenuata, 675 nucleotides long. RefSeq names its product DNA-directed RNA polymerase II subunit 4. NCBI's taxonomy places the organism in Eukaryota, Viridiplantae, Streptophyta, Magnoliopsida, Solanales, Solanaceae. The record is from RefSeq and is a predicted model, not a curated record. Bases 123 to 539 code for a protein of 138 amino acids. The transcript is spliced from 6 exons. Gene Ontology annotation, molecular function: translation initiation factor binding; nucleotide binding. Gene Ontology annotation, cellular component: RNA polymerase II, core complex; P-body. Gene Ontology annotation, biological process: mRNA export from nucleus in response to heat stress; positive regulation of translational initiation; nuclear-transcribed mRNA catabolic process, deadenylation-dependent decay.